Messenger RNA from Molossus molossus (Pallas's mastiff bat), 1278 nucleotides. It is a transcript of the gene CCDC159, whose product is annotated as coiled-coil domain containing 159. The record is from RefSeq and is a predicted model, not a curated record. The coding region runs from base 1 to 1215 and encodes 404 amino acids. The transcript is spliced from 13 exons. NCBI's taxonomy places the organism in Eukaryota, Metazoa, Chordata, Mammalia, Chiroptera, Molossidae.
AUGUGCGACCCUCUUCUGGCUGGCCUGCCCCGGGACCCUGACUACUCUGUGCCCUACUACUGCUCAUCUCCCUCGCCCUCCGACUUGUGUUUGCUUGCUAACGGGAAGUGUGACAAGUACUGGGGUCCUUCCUCAGACAAGACCGUGGACUAUACGAUUCACUGGUCCAGCACCCCAGAACCAGAGAACUUGGGGCCACCUGCUUCAGAGAACACAGUGACGAAUAUAGACUGGAAGCCAGGGAGGGACUCAGGGCCUCAGUUGCAUGGGUCUCCCCCCUUCCCCAACUCAGACUUGCAGGAGCACUGUAAUGACCAGGAACUUGUGAAGAGGCAUCAGAGCAUCACUAAGAAGCCGUUGGACACCAGCUCUUCCAAAGUCAAAGUUAAGUACGCUGAGAUGAUUCCUGACACCCAGAAGCUCCUGCGAUGUGAACUGGAGUCACUCAAGAACCAGCUACAGGCCCAGACCAAGGCUUUUGAGUUCCUAAAUCACUCAGUGACCAUGUUGGAGAAGGAGAGCUGCCUGCAGCAAAUCAAGAUCCAACAGCUUGAAGAAGUAAUGAGCCCCAUAAGCCACCAGACAGAGGGACACAAAUGGGGCAUGGAGCAGGGACGGGAGGAGCUAUAUGGGGCACUGGCGCAAGGCCUGCAGGGGCUGCAGAAGACCCUGCGGGAUAGUGAGGAGGUGCAACGAGCUCGCACUACCCGCUGCCUGCAGCUGCUGGCCCAGGAGAUCCGAGACAGCAAGAAAUUUCUGUGGGAAGAGCUGGAGCUGGUUCGGGAGGAGGUGACCUUCAUCUAUCAGAAGCUCCAGGCACAGGAGGAAGAGAUCACUGAGAACCUGGUAAACAUCCAGAAGAUGCAGAAGACCCAGGUGAAGUGCCGUAAGGUCUUGACCAAGAUGAAGCAGCAAGGGUGUGAGACAUCCAAUUGGCUGGAGACAGAGGAGAUGCCAUCAGGAGGCAAUGGCUCUUGGAGGAAUGACCUCCAGAAGGAGCUGAGUGACAUAUGGUCUGCUGUGCACAUGCUGCAGAACUCCUUUGAUGGCCUCACCAUGUCCUCCGGGGUCCGCCCCAGGGCUGCCAGUCUCAGGGGCUACAAGGGGCACCGAUGCCUGAGCCCUCCGCUUCACUCCUGGGACUCGGACUCGGACUCUGACCAGGGCCUUUCCCAGCCACUAUUCAACAAAAGCCGCUCCUUCCCACCAGCCUGAGCAGCUGGGACUGCUCUCCAUGAAGACCCCUCCAGAGAGAAAAUAAACUAGCAGAGACCCUCC